Lotus japonicus is the source of this 426-nucleotide messenger RNA. RefSeq lists its product as uncharacterized. The transcript has a single exon. The record is from RefSeq and is a predicted model, not a curated record. The coding region runs from base 1 to 426 and encodes 141 amino acids. Lineage: Eukaryota; Viridiplantae; Streptophyta; Magnoliopsida; Fabales; Fabaceae.
AUGGGUGGUAGUGGCGAAAAGAUAAUAAAUGGGUCGGAUAGCAGCAGUGGUAGAGUUUUGAUGUUACCUACCGACGCUGACAGUGGCCGUUAUCAUGGUGGUGGCAGAAGCAACAAUGGUGGUAAGGGUUGGGGCAGUGGCCGUUUUGGUGGUGGUGAUGCCAGUGGAAGCAGUAGUUCAGGUGGUAGUCCCAACGUCAAAGGCAGUGGUGGUGAUGGUGGAGGUGAUUGUAGUGGCAAUGAAGGUGUGGUGGUGGAGGGGUUGUUACCUAGUGUUCGUGAUGAUGGUGGUGGUGGCAGCGACGUGGUGGUUGUGGCGGGUGCGAUUGUGAUGGUGGAGGUGGUGGUGGUGGUUACAGUGGAGUCAACCUCCAACGGUUAUUUCUCAACUUAUCUCCAAUUCUCCAUCACCAUGUCACAGGAAUAA